Phlebotomus argentipes is the source of this 1971-nucleotide messenger RNA. Its product is annotated as probable cytochrome P450 313b1. The transcript is spliced from 7 exons. Lineage: Eukaryota; Metazoa; Arthropoda; Insecta; Diptera; Psychodidae. Bases 29 to 1534 code for a protein of 501 amino acids. Gene Ontology annotation, molecular function: iron ion binding; heme binding; oxidoreductase activity, acting on paired donors, with incorporation or reduction of molecular oxygen. The record is from RefSeq and is a predicted model, not a curated record.
CCGGAAGUGAGAGUGUGUGGUGUGGAAAAUGUUUCUGCUCAUAAUACUGGCUGUUCUUGUGACUUCUGUUCUCGGCCACGUGUGGAUUAAGCGCGAUGUGUACAAGUUGUCGCUGCAAAUGCCCGGACCAUUUAUGCUGCCGCUCAUGGGCAGCAUUCACCUAUUGAUUGGCACGAGCUGCGAGGAGUUCAUGAGGAAUCUUCCUGUUGUUGCUGGCAAAUUUGCCAGUCCCUUCCGCUUCUGGGUGGGCACAAAGCCAUACGUUAUCGUUUCACAGCCCGAGGACAUGAGAACCGUACUAAAUGCUCCCGAGUGUCUCGAACGUGGCUCCGUGUAUCAAUUUAUUCCGCCAGUCCUUGGUGAUGGAGUUAUAACCAUGGCAGUGCACGAUUGGAAGCGACAUCGGAAAUUCAUGAAUUCCUCAUUCAGUGUCAGCAUUCUUCAGAGUUUCUGUCCCAUUUUCAACGACACCGCCAAGAAACUCGUGAAGCGCGUUCAAGAGUGCACGGAAGACAAUUCUAAAGCGGUGGAUUUUUAUAAAUUCAUGGAAUCUUUUACGCUGGACACAGUUUGUCAAACGACAAUGGGUUCAAAGAUGAACAUCCAGGAAGGUCAAAAUACAGAAUAUCUCGAAGGUGCCAAUAACUUGAUGAUUUGCAUGGCGAGGAGAUUACUUAAUCCCUUUUAUCACCUGGAUUUCUUCUACAAGCGCAGUCCGCUGUACAAAUUGCAGGAGAGUGGCAAGAAAGUGGUGCUGGGUUUUGUGAAGAAGGUGGUGGAGAGGAAGAAGGCGGACUAUUAUGCUGCCAGAGAGGAGCGCGAGAGAGGUGAUGAUGAUCGAUCACCGCAAGUCCAUAUCGAUCAACUGCUGCGCUUGGCGGAUUGCAGUGAGAAGUCAUUCACCGAGGAGGACGUCAUCACAGAAGCUGGAACACUCAUACUUACCGGAUUCGAGUCAACGGCUCUGAGUGUAUCGUAUUGUGUGCUCAUGAUUGCCAUGCACUCUCAGGUUCAGGCCAGACUGCACGAGGAGAUUGUCAGUGUUCUGGGAGGAAGGGCGCCUGAUAGUGUUAAGUAUGAGGAAGUCAAUGAAUUCCGGUACAUGGAGCAAGUUAUAAAGGAGACUCUGCGACUCUUCCCAGUUGUACCGCUCGUGGGGAGAUCCGUAACCGCGCCAUUCAAAUUAAAUGACUAUACAAUACCGCAGGGAGUGAACAUUGUCCUGGCAUUCAUGCUAAUGCACAGGAAUGAAUCCCUCUGGGGACCCGAUGCGCACACUUUCGACCCGGAGCAUUUUUCCGCGGAGCGCGUGGAGAAGAUGCACCCGUACGUCUUCCUCCCCUUCAGCGGCGGACCACGGAACUGCAUGGGGAUUAAAUAUGCGUUCUUGGUGAUGAAAAUCGUGCUGGUGCAUCUGCUGUCGCGCUUUGAAUUCAGCACGGACCUGAAAUUGGAGGACCUCACGCAUCGCUUCGAGGUGACACUGAAGCUGGUGAACAGGCAUAUGGUUCGCGUGAGGCCACGGACAGUUUAACAGACGGGGUUUGAUUCUCUCCCCGGGAAUGAAGUGGUUUCUGGGGUUUAUGCGGUGCCUCCGGGGCAAAUCACUGUUGUCCUUCCAUGCCAAAUGGCUCUGAUCGAUUGGCGCGCGCGGGGAAAUCGGGAGGCUCGACAAAUUGAUUUCUAUUGCUGCUAUCGUGAAUGCUUCAUGAAGAAUUUAUGGGGCAACAGAAAGGGAAAGCAUCGUGAGCCUAAAUAAAUAAAGCCACGAGAUAUUUUCCCUCAACAGUGGUAAUUCAAUGUUGGCCGUGUGAGUGAAAUGAGGCGAGAGACACACCAAAUUGAUAUUUUUGCCUUCAAUUGUGCUGACUCCUCCAAGUCAAUCCAUCUCCUCUGUAUAAACACCCAUUUUUUCAACCGCAACAUUCAUCACUCAUCUUAAUAAAGGCAUUUUUCAAUCUUGCUGAUCCA